AAAAAAAAAAAUCGGUCAGGAACACCAUCCGCCAUUGUGCCUCGUAGAGGUCGGAGGGAAACUUUGAAAUUAUACUCAUAAAUAAGGAACAUUAUGUAUUGCUAUCUAAUUAUCUUUGAAAAUUUUCCUUAUGCUGGGCGGAAUACUCAAUAACUAAUUGUGUUAUGAUGCCUAACGUUAGCAUUUGAGAACAAAGGUACUAAACAAUUUAUUGAUGCUACCGAUAAUGCUAACAACCCCACAGGAAAAGUAGAAUCAACAGCACAAGUAGAAGAAGACAAUAAACACACCGACCAUAAGAUGUCAGCAUCAUUAGGCGGGAAAUCGCUGGCUCUGAGUCACGGAGCAAAGGUAAAGGCAACGAAACAGGAUGGUUUUGUCAGAGUGAGGAAAAGAGAUUUAGAGAAGUUAACCACAGAAGUCAUGCAGCUGAGGGAGUUCCUGCCCAGAGUUCUGAACGGGGACCUGAUUGAAAUGCUGCAUAAAGCUCGAGCAGCUCAGACAAUGAGGGAGAACCUUGCGCAGGAACAAGAGCAGUUGCAACAGGAGUGUCUGCACCUUCAGUCCCGACUGGAUGCAGUGCAGACUGAAUGUCAGAAAGAGCGAGAGGAGAAGCUGCUGUUACGUGAGCAGCUGUGGCAGAGCGGAGCAGAGCUGCAGCAGCAGGCAGACUUCUGCUCUGGUCUGGGAUCUGCAGCCUGCAGUCUGCUGUGGAGCUGCUCUGCCAAGGAGGACACUGUCACACACUGGCUGGCUGAUGGUAAGCUGCAGUCCUUCCUGGCCGUAGCUGCUCAGACUCUGGAGAGCUUCGUCAGGUCUCUGGAUGAGGAGGUGAAAACUCAAACUGAGGACCACAACUCCCAGGACCACCAGUUUGUGCUGGCUCUGGCUGGAACCAUUACUAACAUAGCAGCUGUAACGUGUGGGCGGGACUUCCUGUCAAGCUCGGCUCAUGUCCUAAUGGACACUCUGAUGAAGCUUCUGGAGCUGAUGAAGCCUGGUGUCUUCCCCAAACUGAAAGUGUUGAUGCUGAUGGCUCUGUAUAAUGUCAGCAUUAGUGUUAAAGGACUGAAGUACAUCACUGAGAACCCAGGACUCCUGCCUCUCAUCUGGACCCUGCUGGACGAUGGAGACUGGGAGGUGUGUCUCCACUCUCUGCGUCUCCUGCAGUCAUUGUUGUUGGAGGAGGAGGUUCUUCUCCUGUUGGGCUCCUCUCUGCUGGAUCCAGACCUCCAGGCUCGUGUCAGCUGGCUCACCUCCAGUGUGCAGCCCAGCCUGAGACUGGCUGCCCAGCAGACCCUGGAAGACCUGCAGGCCCUCCAACAGGGUCGGGGCAGCCUCUGAUGUGGAUUCAGUAUCUUCAGUCCAGUCCUCCUCCUGUGUUAACUUCCCUUCAUGUCACAUUAGAUCUGUCUGUGUUUGUGCUGUUACUAGCAUGUGUAAAGUGAGUAGAAAAUGUAGAGAUAAAAGUUUUCAUCAGUUAAACCUAUAUAUUAAAGUAAAAGGAACAGCCUUUUAUAUCAAAACUUUUAUAACUUUUUUUACUUGCACUGUUGAGCCUUUAGAUCUGUUCAUAUGAUUGUGUCUUAAUUGGUUUGUUACUUACUUAAUGAAUAUGAUAAUACAGGUUUGUACAAGACACAUUAAAGAUGGUUGAUGGUUGAUGUUUGCACACUUUCA
Messenger RNA from Siniperca chuatsi (mandarin fish), 1680 nucleotides. RefSeq names its product heat shock transcription factor 2 binding protein. Gene Ontology annotation, cellular component: cytosol. NCBI's taxonomy places the organism in Eukaryota, Metazoa, Chordata, Actinopteri, Centrarchiformes, Sinipercidae. Bases 301 to 1344 code for a protein of 347 amino acids. The record is from RefSeq and is a predicted model, not a curated record. The transcript has 9 exons.